AUGGCACCGUCUGUAGCUCAACCAGAUAUCCGUUCUGGGAUUUCUGCCAGCUCCAAACCCGUCGAUGCGAUGACCGCCAUGGCCCAUAGAGGCAAAGCACUUCCUGGGCCCCCCGAGUUCGCUUCAAGUGACAAGAAGCGACAGUGGCAGCUCGAGCACAUGGCGGGCGCGUUCAGAGUCUUUGCACGCGAGGGCUAUGCGGAAGGCAUCUCAGGGCACAUCAGUGUGCGCGAUCCCGAGUUCGAAGAUCGAUUCUGGAUCAACCCGCUGGGAAUUCACUUUGGGAUGCUCAAGGCCAGCGACAUGAUUUGUGUGACUUUGGAGGGAGAUAUUGUGGAUGGGAAUCUGGCCGGGUCUAUCAAUGCUGCUGGCUUUCAGAUCCAUAGUGCGGUGCAUCGCUCUCGGAAAGACGUGCAUGCUAUAUGCCACACACAUUCCAUGUAUGGAAGGGCUUGGUCUGCAUUCGCAAAGCCACUUGAUAUGAUCAACCAGGAUGUUUGCUACUUUUAUAAAGCCCACUCUGUGUAUUCCGAUUAUGGAGGCAUCGCAAAUGAGUCGUCCGAGGGAGAGAAGAUUGCCCAAAGCCUGGGAGAGGGCAAAGCGGCCAUCUUGAUGAACCAUGGACUUCUCACUGUCGGAGCUACAGUUGAUGAGGCAGCGUAUCUUUUCUGUCUCAUGGAGAGAAGUUGCAAGAUUCAGCUGCUGACUGAUCGAAUGGAGUUGCAGAAGAGCAUUGUGAGCGACGAAGAGGCUGCCUACAAUUUCAAGAUGGCGAGUACUCCUGAGACUCUAUUCACCGAAUUUCAGCCUCACUAUCAUUACGAGGAUUACCUGUGCAAGGGAAAUUUCAAGAAUUAG
This is a messenger RNA of Penicillium nucicola, 858 nucleotides long. RefSeq lists its product as uncharacterized. Lineage: Eukaryota; Fungi; Ascomycota; Eurotiomycetes; Eurotiales; Aspergillaceae. The record is from RefSeq and is a predicted model, not a curated record. Gene Ontology annotation, molecular function: actin filament binding. Gene Ontology annotation, cellular component: cytoskeleton. The transcript has 2 exons. Bases 1 to 858 code for a protein of 285 amino acids.